AUGGGGGAUCGGUUUGCUGUUGGUUCAUUGAUGAGUUUCGGUGUCUGGGGAUUGCUUGCUUUCAGCUUUGUCGAUCCAUGUGAUGUCGCGUGUGCCAUUCCUCGCUCUCCUCGAUCACACGUUCAUCAAGCACGACAAACAGUGGUCCACUCACAAGCUGCCAAAGGUGGCUGUCUGGGUGCUGCUUUUUUCGAUCACGCCAAAACACGGGCCACAUUCAUCAGCCACCUUCUCGGAAAUGGGCCAUCCAGAAAUAGCUCGAAUGCACUACCGUUCGGCAGAACUGUCGAUGAAUUUGUGUUGCGCGGCAGUAAACGGAUUUGGCUCGCUGCCCAGUGCCAUUGCCGCCUGUUUAUCACUGAAGAACCGUGA
Molecule: messenger RNA, 372 nt
Organism: Gongylonema pulchrum
Lineage: Eukaryota; Metazoa; Nematoda; Chromadorea; Rhabditida; Gongylonematidae
Source: the annotation of a GenBank genome assembly